GGCGCUGCCGUGCUGCUCGUUCCGCCACUCCCCAUAGUUUGGACCCUCUCCGCUUCCCGUCCGCCUGAGGUGACCAAGCGGCGGAGAGCAGGUGGCGCUCCAGAAGGUGGUGGCGGGGCGCGGUCGUUGCAGUAGUCGCCUCCCUUCCUCCCCUUCAUAAGAUGGCGGCGCGUGCUCCUGCGUCUCAGCAGUUCUGCGUGGCCGAGGAACGGAGCGGCCACUGCGCCGUGGUGGAUGGGAACUUUCUCUAUGUGUGGGGGGGAUACGUGUCAAUUGAAGAAAAUGAAGUGUAUUUGCCUAACGAUGAGCUUUGGCUCUAUGAAAUUGAUAGUGGGUUAUGGACAAUGCACCUAAUGGAAGGAGAGCUACCUACUUCUAUGUCGGGAAGCUGUGGAGCUUGCAUUAAUGGGAAGCUGUAUAUAUUUGGCGGAUUUGAUGAUAAAGGAUACAGUAAUCUGCUGUAUUAUGUUAAUUUGCGAACAAGAAAUGGAACAUAUAGAUGGAAAAAAAUUACAGACUUUAAAGGUCAACCUCCUACACCUCGUGACAAGCUUUCCUGUUGGGUGUAUAAGGACAGAUUAAUAUAUUUUGGUGGUUAUGGAUGUAGGAAAUACAAUGAACUGAGUGAUUGUUUUGAUGUUCAUGAUGCAUUUUGGGAAGGGCAGAUAUUUUGGGGAUGGCAUAACGAUGUUCAUGCUUUUGAUACAAACACACAAACUUGGUUUCAACCAACAAUUAGAGGUGGAGUUCCACCUCAGCCUCGAGCAGCUCAUACAUGUGCUGUGCUGGGAAAUAAGGGGUACAUCUUUGGAGGACGAGUGCUGCAAACUAGAAUGAAUGAUUUGCACUGUCUGAAUUUAGACACUUGGAUUUGGUCUGGAAGAAUUCAUAUUAAUGGAGAGAAACCAAAAGAUCGAUCAUGGCACACUUUGACUCCUAUAGCAGAUGAUAAACUUUUCCUAUUUGGUGGACUGAGUUCAGAUAAUGUUCCUCUAAGUGAUGGUUGGAUUCAUAGUGUCACAACAAAUGGAUGGAAACAACUUACCCACUUACCUAAGAGUAGGCCUAGGUUGUGGCACACAGCCUGUCUUGGCACAGAAGGAGAAGUGAUGAUCUUUGGUGGGAGCAAAGAUGACUUGCAUUUCUUGGACACAGGUCACUGCAGUGAUUUAUUGAUUUUUCAAACUCAACCUUACUCUCUUCUCAGAUUGUGCCUUGACUGCAUUGGUAAAAAUGCCACCCUUUUAAAGAAUCAAAUAUCCUGGUUACCAUCCAAAAUUUUGCCACAAGUGUUGAAAAAAAUAACCUUUUGGGCUGCAGCUAAUCAUCGGCAAGAGAAAAAAGCUGAAAUUGAAAGACAAGAGCAAAUAAAUGUCACCUGAACAAGGACAAAAAAGAUAUUGACCACUAUAUGUAUUUAUAAUGAACAGCAAAGAUUUUUGUUAGCGAUUGUUUACUAGCAGUACACAUAAGGUAUUUGGUAGGCUGAGUUUCUACAAAAAAAAUCCUUUUUGUUUCCUGAGGUAUUGAAAAGAGUGAAAACUAAAUAUUCUAUGUUGUAAUAACACCACUUGAGGUUGCAGAAAUUAACUUCUGCUCUUGUGGUCUUGGUAAGCGACUUCAUAAAAAGUAUUCUUUUGGAAAGGAACAGAAGACACAGAACUUUUUCAGAUGCAUAAAAAUUUCUCUUUCUGAUUUAAAAUCUUAUUUCCAGUUUUGUCACAUCAGCACUUGCUGAUGAAGACAAAAUGAGUUUGACACAGUAUCCCUGUUAAUUUGACUCUUUUUAAAAGGAUUAUAAUUGCAAAUCCUUUUGUUUGAUUUAUUUCCUUUAACAGCCGCCUAUGAAAGUUUGAUUAUUGAUACUGGGAGGUAACCAUCCUACACAAAAGCAGACUAACUGUGGAACACACUGGCUAACUAUGGAACUUUAAAAGUGAAAAAAAAAAAAAAAA
This is a messenger RNA of Chelonoidis abingdonii (Abingdon island giant tortoise), 1955 nucleotides long. It is a transcript of the gene KLHDC1, whose product is annotated as kelch domain containing 1. The record is from RefSeq and is a predicted model, not a curated record. NCBI's taxonomy places the organism in Eukaryota, Metazoa, Chordata, Testudines, Testudinidae. Gene Ontology annotation, molecular function: protein binding.